ACUGCUCAACCCCCAAUAACGACUGGCCAACCAUCAGUUGUGACAACAGGCCAACCAUCUGAAGUUACUACAGGUAUAACAACAGGUCAACCAUCAGUUGUAACAACAGGCCAACCAUCUGGUGUAACUACCAGUCAGCCUACAGUUACAACAGGUCAACCAUCAUUUGUAACAACAGGUCAACCAUCAGUUGUUACUACAGCUUUACCAACAGGUAUAACAACAAGUCAACCAUCAGUUGUUACUACAGCUCAACCAUCAAUAACUACUGGCCAACCAUCAAUUGUGACAACCAGCCAACAGUCUGAAGCUACUACAGCUGAACCUGCAGGUGUAACAACAGGUCAACCAUCAGCUGUAACCACAGGCCAACCAUCAGUUAUUACUACGGCUCAACCUACAGUUACAGCAGGUCAACCAUCAGUUGUAACUACUACUCAACCACCAACUACUGGCCAGCCAUCAGUUGUAACAACAGGUCCACCAUCUGUAAUUACUACAGCUCAUCCAACAGGUAUAACAACAAAAGGCCAAACAUCAGUUGUAACUACUGCUCAACCACCAAUAACUACUGGCCAACCAUCA
Messenger RNA from Anneissia japonica, 585 nucleotides. Its product is annotated as mucin-2-like. The record is from RefSeq and is a predicted model, not a curated record. The annotation marks the transcript as partial. The transcript has a single exon. Lineage: Eukaryota; Metazoa; Echinodermata; Crinoidea; Comatulida; Comatulidae.